This is a messenger RNA of Fusarium oxysporum Fo47, 1516 nucleotides long. Its product is annotated as CoA-transferase family III domain-containing protein. Bases 98 to 1357 code for a protein of 419 amino acids. Gene Ontology annotation, molecular function: catalytic activity. Lineage: Eukaryota; Fungi; Ascomycota; Sordariomycetes; Hypocreales; Nectriaceae. The record is from RefSeq and is a predicted model, not a curated record. The transcript is spliced from 2 exons.
CUUAUAUCUCCUUCGUUCUAGUUGUAAGUCAGAUAUUAUUCUUUGAACCUUACUUGAUGCAGCCGAAGGACUUGGUUUGACCUCUUCUAAGCAGCGUAUGUUGGCACAGAUUUGCGGCAUAGUUAAUCUCAUCAUACCUUCGACAUCGCCCACCAUGUUGCAGCAUCCUCCUUUGACUGGCAUCAAGGUGCUAGAAUUCGCUGGUCUUGCUCCUGGACCUUAUGCUGGCAUGUUGCUCGCUGACGCAGGUGCCUCGGUUCUCCGCAUAGACCGUGCUCGACCCGACACAUCUGCUCCUACAGAAGACAUGCUAGCCCGGCAUAAAUCCUCCAUAUCCGUGGAUCUCAAAUCAGAGCGGGGUGUUGCGCUUAUAAGGCGCCUCGUUGCUGAGGCCGAUGUCCUCAUUGACCCUUUUCGUCCAGGCGUACUUGAGAAACUGUCUCUGGGUCCGGAUGAGCUGUGUCGUCUUAACCCAAGGCUGAUAUAUGGCCGCAUGACUGGGUUCCGUCGUGAUGGAAAGUACGCACUCAUGGCAGGUCACGACAUUAACUAUCUUGCCGUUUCAGGUACACUGGGAAUGCUGGGCAGAGAUGACGAGAAGCCACAUCCGCCGUGGAACAUCCUGGCUGACUUCGCUGGUGGGGGAGCAAUGCUAUUUGAAGGUAUCUUGAUGGCCAUCAUCUCAAGACAAUCUUCUGGCCGCGGACAAGUUGUCGAGGCAAACAUGGUAGAUGGAAGCUCAUAUCUGACCACUUUCCCUCGAAUGGCGCUCAAGACGAUAAUGGGCAACAGUGGCCGAGGAAACAAUUUGCUCGAUGGCGGUGCUCCCUUUUACGACACUUACGAGACAUCGGAUGGCAAACAUGUCGCCGUCGGGGCUCUUGAACCGAAAUUCUUUGCCGCUCUUCUAAGUGGGCUCGACCUUGCUGGUCAAGGAUGGGAAGAUGAUCAGCUCAACAGAGGUCGCUGGCCCGAGCUUCGGCAUUUAAUGACAGAUAGGUUUCGAAGCAAGACUCGUGCCCAGUGGGAACUAGUCUUCGAUGGUACAGAUGCGUGCUGCACCCCAGUGCUGGAGUAUAGCGAACUAGAGAAUGAUCCCAAGCGGGAAGGUGACCAGAGACCAGCGGUGACCUUGCGGGAGACGCCGUGUCUUGCCGUGAAAGAGGGCGUAGGGCAUGCAGACCCAGCUCGGUUUGGACAAGGCCCAGGUGUACCCGGAGAUGGCUAUAGAGCGAGUCUGCUGAAGCCUGGAGCAGGGGGGGAGGAAGUCUUGAGGAAAUGGUUGGGAUGGGAGAACGGAACCGAGUAUGUACUGGAGCGGGGAGGGUUUGUGCUCAAGGAGCUUUCCAAGCUGUGACAUGUACUAAGUAUGAGCGUCGUGUCCUAUCCAAGCCACCAUUGGCGCAGGCCACUGGUAGAAAGACUAGAUAACUUGUGUUAGGACAGAGGCACCAAAAAGAGAGAGUUGCGUUGGAUGCACACUCAGAAGGGCAAUGAUUAUAUAUUCUACCUAUAA